UACAGUCUACAGCACGGUCGUAUACGACCGUGGUGUACAGUGUAUUUUAAACAUGGCGAACGGUAUUCUAAGUAGGUUAUAUCGAGCAUUUAAAAGGUUUGAUCAAGCAGUUGAUAUUUUAUUGGGUCGUAGUCUUCCGCCAGGCCAUUUGCUUGCAAUCGACUGUAAUGCUCUAAGUCAUGUACAACCUACUAUCAUUCCCGGACGAUCGUUAAAAGAUAUAUUAAACGACGCAAUAUUAUGGGCUGUGCCUAAAAAACGACGAACUAUUGAAAAACGUCUGAAUAGAAGAUUCGGUGUUCCUAAAUAUAAUUGGAAACCUCAUGUACCAAAAACUAAUAUCAUAAUGUGCCGAAAAUGUGGUCAUGAUUACGAAGUUAACACACUAUGUGGAUAUUGUUACGAAAAGGUAAAACUGGAAACAAAGGAAUUUAAGGAAUAA
Messenger RNA from Ceratina calcarata, 442 nucleotides. It is a transcript of the gene mRpL32, whose product is annotated as mitochondrial ribosomal protein L32. The record is from RefSeq and is a predicted model, not a curated record. Gene Ontology annotation, biological process: translation. Gene Ontology annotation, molecular function: structural constituent of ribosome. Bases 53 to 442 code for a protein of 129 amino acids. Lineage: Eukaryota; Metazoa; Arthropoda; Insecta; Hymenoptera; Apidae. The transcript has 4 exons. Gene Ontology annotation, cellular component: mitochondrial large ribosomal subunit.